This is a messenger RNA of Tuber aestivum (summer truffle), 1640 nucleotides long. NCBI's taxonomy places the organism in Eukaryota, Fungi, Ascomycota, Pezizomycetes, Pezizales, Tuberaceae. The record is from the annotation of a GenBank genome assembly.
AUGGGUCGCGGUAUGGAGCUUUUGCCCUGGUCUCCCCUUAAUUGGGUCGCAGGCUAAUGUGGGGUGUCCUACAGUUCGCACAAAGACCGUCAAGAAGUACUCCAAGGUCAUCAUUGAGAAGUACUAUCCUAAGCUUACCCUCGACUUCGAGACCAACAAGCGUAUCUGCGAUGAGAUCGCUAUUAUCGCUUCCAAGAGAUUGAGGAACAAGGUGCGCCUUCUCCCUCUUCUUUCGGGGUGGCUAUUUUGCUGACCCGCAGGGACACCCAGAUCGCCGGAUACACUACUCAUUUGAUGAAGCGUAUCGAGAGAGGCCCCGUCCGUGGUAUCUCCUUCAAGCUUCAGGAGGAGGAGCGUGAGAGGAAGGAUCAAUAUGUUCCCGAGGUCUCGGCUCUCGACUACAGUUCGGGUGACGGUUCUACUCUGGAGGUCGAUACUGAUACCAAGGAGUUAUUGAAGAGCUUGGGCGUAUGUUUUCAUUAUUUCCUGGACCUUGACUUAGGAGUUGUGCUAACCAUUUUAUCGAUAUCUAGUUCGACGCUAUCCCCGUCACUGUCGUCCCUGUGGCUCAACAACAACCCCAGGACAACAGGAGGUUUGGUGGUGGGAACAGACCCCCAAGGAGAGAUUAAAUAUGUGUAUAAAAAAAUUAAAAAUUGGGAGGGGGCUAUUCGGGGAUUGGGUUUACGGCGGAUAAACUACUUUCUUACAAUCACUUUCUUCUCUGUUCUUGAUGGGAGAAAUAUCAUCAUCAAAAACUCCAUAGGUGCCAGAAUAGUGAUUUGUGGUAAACUUGGUGAAAUUUGUGCUUGUGGUAUCAAUGCUUGGGUCCCUCAACACUGAUCCUGGCGCUUUCAAACUUGAAUUACGACAAAAGCUAAAAGGCUUGAUUUUCGACGAUCCGUGUGUAUUUUCUGAGAAUAAUCGUACCCCUCAAGCAUAGCUUAGGUAGAACGGCAUUUCUCAGCUCCCUCUUCUCCCCAAAUGCCCCUCACAGCCUUCUCAAUGAUAUUCUCCAUUUUCCCAACCUUGCUCUCGAACUCUCCCUGGACUUUCGUGACUCCAGUCCCAGUCCUCGAAUCGGAAUACCAAAAACAACGCCAAUUCGACAGGCCCUUCCCAACCUCAUUGCGUAUAACUUUCUGAAGCUGUUUAAAUUUAGGAUUAUCCAAAUAUUUUCCCGAUUCCUAGGCCACGGCGAACCAAUUCUUUUCGGCGGAUAUAGUCUGGAAAGAUGUACGCAAAGGCCUCGUUCUCAGAACCGACUGAUAAUGGAUAGUUGGCAGUAUGAAUUUGGUGACGCUAACAGUGAUUCUUGGCUCGAUUACUGUGACGGUUGUCGUUUCGCGUCCGACGGUGGCAGGAGGUAGGAGGGGGGUAAGAGAGGGCAGGUAGCGAGACGAUGCGCAUUUUCGAACCGGGUUCGCGGCGUGGAUUUUUGAUGGUUUCUAACGCAGAUUCGAACCCCUAGGUGCCAUGUCGAUGGGCGGUCAGUGAGUGAGAAUGUGGAGUAUCAUAGCCGAUAGAACUGCCACAGUGGUCAUGUGUUUAAGGAAUUUGCUUCGGGAGAGAUGGAAUAUGUAUUGCGACGCUGAAGCCAGCACUGCAUACCGUGCGAUAUCCGAGCAGAUCGACCGUCU